Messenger RNA from Prorocentrum cordatum, 1533 nucleotides. NCBI's taxonomy places the organism in Eukaryota, Dinophyceae, Prorocentrales, Prorocentraceae. The record is from the annotation of a GenBank genome assembly.
CCUCCCCUCCCUCCCUCCUUCCUCCCUGUCCUCCUCCUUCCCCUGCUUCCUCCAAAAUGCGUGGCCGUGUGGCCGAGCGAAGCCAGACGCCCCGAGCGGCUGACGUGGCUCGCCCCCCUCCGUCCCCCAAGCGAUUCGCCAGGUGCGACCGUCCCUCUUUGGCCGUCUCGGCGCCAGACUUCAGAGGAGCAGAACCUGCCGAAGCCGAUGCCCAUCCCUCGUCCUCACCUCUUCGGGCCUCCUGGGGACCCCCCGCCGCCACGGCCGGAUCCGCCUCGCACCCCUUGCCAGGACGCGCCCGGGGAGAACCUCUGAGGAGUAGCCGUAUGGGCACCGCUCUGUUCCCCGCGAGCCAUUCUGGCCCAGGCACGCGCUUACACCUACUACUUCGCUUACGCCACUAGCUUUCGUCGCGCCUCGGCGCACCUGCGCUUGAAGCCAGCUGCAAUGUCGCCCCGCCAGCUUGCAGCCCUGCUCGCCGCGCUGCCCGUGCCCGCGCGGGCCCUCUUCGGCCUACUCUCGGGCGGAGAGCCAGGCGACGCAUCCAUGCUGCAGGCAGCGGCGGAGUUGGAGGCAGGCAGCAAGCCGACGGUCUCGGUCUCGGCCUCGACCCUCUCGACGGAGGAGAGUGGGAGGAGGUCUUGGACGCCACCUACGAGAAGAAGUUCUCGAUCGAGGUGAACAUGACUGCCGCCCGCGAGGGCAUGCCACUCGGAGCGGAGCUGGGGUGCCGAUCGGACCACGAUCCGCUUGUCGUUCUGAAGAUGCGCGAUGUCGGCCUGGUGCGGGAGUGGAACUGGGCGCACCCAGACACGGCCGUUCAGGUCGGCGAUGAGUUCGUCAAGGUAGGCGACAUGAAAUGGAAUCGCCAGAACGAUAUUUUCAUGGAUUACCUCAAGGAGAAGCUCAGGUCUGCGAGGGAGCAGGGAACGACGAACCCCUUGCAGCUUGGCUUCAGGCGCCCCUGGAAGUCGGCGCCGUCGUCAGAGGGCGCGACGCGAGAGGCCACCGCUGACGUUCCGCCCCAGAGCCUUCUUCGAGCUGAUGCGCAGAUUGCUACGACUUCAGAAGAAGAAGGAGAAGAAGAAGGGGAUGGGGCGGACACGACUUCGGAAGAAGAGGAGCUCCUGGAUGGCAUGCAGCUCUUCGGCUUCUUGACCCAGGCUCCAGCACCAUCGCAGCCGGCUCCGUGACUCUGAGCAGGAUUCCUCCUUCCCCCCUCCCCGUCCCCCGUCCUCCUCCUCGCCGCUUCUGGGCACCCCGCCUUUGUCCGGGCAGCCCGCCCGACGACCCCCCUUCGCCCGCGCAGGCCCGGUGCCGCCGCCGCCCGCGCGACCUCAGCACUGCCGUGCCGUCCGCCCGGGCUCCCCUGCAGAGGAGCUGGCCUGGCCGUGCCGGGCAUCGGCGGGGCGGCCGGUGGGCCGGACCCCGAGAGCCUGGCGUCGCGAAGGGAGGCCCCCAGGAGGCCUCAAGAGAGCUUCAGGAGGCUUCCUCUCUUCUUCCUCCUCCUCCUCCUCCUCCUCCUCCUCCUCC